Messenger RNA from Solanum tuberosum (potato), 1237 nucleotides. Its product is annotated as pectin acetylesterase 11-like. The coding region runs from base 2 to 1231 and encodes 409 amino acids. Gene Ontology annotation, cellular component: plant-type cell wall. The transcript has 12 exons. Gene Ontology annotation, biological process: cell wall organization. Gene Ontology annotation, molecular function: pectin acetylesterase activity. The record is from RefSeq and is a predicted model, not a curated record. Lineage: Eukaryota; Viridiplantae; Streptophyta; Magnoliopsida; Solanales; Solanaceae.
GAUGGCCAACACAUACCUUCAAGUUUUAUGCUUAUUUAUUUGUUCAUUGGCUAUCAUCAAUACUGUGUCAUCUACAAAAGAAAAUGUGACACCGUACUUAGAUGAGGCAUAUCAUGUCUCAAAAACAAUCGUUAAAAAUGCUGUGUCAAAAGGAGCAGUGUGCUUGGAUGGAUCACCUCCAGCAUAUCAUUUUGAACCAGGAUUUGGAGAUGGAGCCCAAACCUGGCUCGUUCAACUUUCGGGGGGAGAAUGGUGCAGAACCGUUGAAGCUUGUCUAGAACGUUCCAAAUCUGAAUUUGGUUCUUCAAAUCUUAUGAAUUCAUGGUGGUUUACAGGAAUGUUUAGCAAGAAUCAAAGUGGAAAUCCAGAAUUCUACAAUUGGAACAAAGUAUUUAUUAGAUACUGUGAUGGUGGAGGAUUCACUGGAGAUGUCGAAUACGUCGAUCCCGCUACCAAACUUCAUUUCAGAGGUGCAAGAAUAUUUAAGGCAGUGAUGGAUGAACUUUUAGAAAAAGGAUUAAAAACGGCCAAAAGUGCUCUUCUUGGUGGAAGUUCUGCAGGAGGAUUUCCAGCAAUGUUAUAUUGUGAUUAUUUUCGUACAUUAUUGCCAAAUACUCCUAGAGUGAAAUGUAUGAAUGAUGCUGGUUAUUUUAUCAACGCCAAGGAGCCUUUUCGUGCAAAUUUUACAGAACUUUAUACAGCACUUGUUACUUUACAUGGAUCUGCCAAGGCGUUACCUAAAGAAUGCACUUCAAAGAUGAGUCCAGAAUUGUGCUUCUUCCCAGAGAACAUGCAACAAUAUGUCAAGACACCCCUUUUCAUUGCCUCUUCAGCAUAUGAUAAAUAUCAGAUAAACAAUAGUAUAGCUGUUGGGAUAAAUACUUGCAUUGGUUCUUCAAAUUGCACUGCAACUACGAACCAAACCUUUUUAGAGUUUAGAUCGCGAUUCUUGAAUGCUUUGCCCAAACCAACUAACCCAAAAUUAAAAGGAGUUUUCAUUGAUUCAUUCAAUCAUCAUAGCCAAGUCCAAUUUUGGUGGUCUCCUUUUAAUAUCACCACAAUUAACAACUUGACUCUAUCGAAGGCAUUUGCUGAUUGGUUCUACGAUCGGAACUACACGUAUGUGAUACAUGAACAUGAAUUGCCGAUUUCUGCUCUAGGAGCACUUGCAGAAAAGGAACGUAAAGCCAAAUUAAAGAAGAACAUGCGCCAUCUACCAAAGUUUCAUUAACCUAAA